Molecule: messenger RNA, 885 nt
Organism: Erpetoichthys calabaricus (reedfish)
Lineage: Eukaryota; Metazoa; Chordata; Cladistia; Polypteriformes; Polypteridae
Product: cytosolic phospholipase A2 zeta-like
Exons: 8
Coding region: 1-885 (294 amino acids)
Biological process (GO): glycerophospholipid catabolic process
Cellular component (GO): nuclear envelope; cytosol; nucleoplasm
Molecular function (GO): calcium ion binding; calcium-dependent phospholipid binding
Source: RefSeq, a predicted model, not a curated record
AUGGGUGAAAAUGUCGGCCAACAGGUGCGCUUCUCAAGUCACCUUUCUGAUGGAGAACUCUGUGCAGUAGACGCCCGAAAGAUGCAGGCCGCUCAAGCCCUGGGACAAAUACUGGGAAGAAGUGUCUCCAAAAGUGAGGUGCCCACUGUUGCUGUCCUGGGCUCUGGAGGGGGUCUCCGUGCCAUGAUUAGCUUUCUGGGCUCGAUGUCAGGAUUCCUCGAGGCGGGAUUGCUGGACUGUGUGACGUACCUCUGCGGAGUGUCAGGAUCCACCUGGACAAUCAGUUCAUUGUACGAAAAUGUGGAAUGGUCCAGUGACUUUGCUGCCACAAUUAGUCAAAUCUGCAGUAACCUUGAGGAUGCGAAUUUUGAUUUUGAUGAUAUCAUCGAUGUCCUCAAGAGAGAAGAUCAUCUCCUGAAAAGACUGGAGGCAGCUGCUUACAAGGAAGACUACUCAGCCACAGACCUCUGGGGAACGGUGGUUAGCAGAGUUCUUGGAAAGGAACACAAUCAAAAACUUUCAAAGCAGCAAGAAGCCGUCAAGAAUGGGCACAAUCCUUACCCGGUGUAUGCCGCUAUCAAUAAGGAGUACUUUGACUGUGACAAGAAGAAUAAACACCCAGAGAUCUGGUUUGAAUUUACACCGUAUGAAUGCGGGUUUCCAAGUUAUGGAGCAUUUGUUGAAACCAAGAUGUUUGGGAGUAAAUUUGAGGGGUCGGAAAUGAAGGAGUAUCAUCCUGAACCAAGCAUGUAUUUGCUGCAAGGUUUGUGGGGCAGUGCAAUGGCAGACAUGAAAACCUUAGAGAAAUAUGUCAUCGUACUGAGAAACUGCCCACUGAGGGCAACUGACUCUGCCCCUUUCCGUCCUAUGGCCAAAAAAGCAUGA